AUGAAAACUGUUUCUACUGUGAGUUUUCCCUUCCAGCACGACCGUUUGGAGUUUCCUAAAUAUGCUAACGAUUGUCUGGAUAAGUUGUGUGCUACUUCCACGGUCGGCAUAGCUGCCUGUGGGUAUGCUUUGGCACGACCAUGUACGGGCAACGACUUGAAUGACCAUCUGACGAAUGCUACUGUCCACUCUAAUAAUUUUAUAACUCCUUUAAUACGAAAGCCGGCUGGAUCCAAUGGGAAAGUGAUCGGGUCCGUUGAUAAUGCGAACCAGCCCGAGAUACCUCCCCUUCAUGCAAACUUCUCCAGACCCUCUACAUCACGAAAAUGGUUGCGUCGGUUAUCAGUAUCCUUUUCUUCCUCCUCCUCUUCCGGUUCCUCCCCGGCAACAUCUACAAAUUCCUCGAGCUUCUCCUCGCGCUCCCGCUCGCAGUCUGCAUCCUUGGAUGCGUCCGCCCCAAACUCGCGGCCGCCCACGCGAAGUAAACUUCUCAAGCGCUCUCCCUCGCAACGCCUCGCUGGCUCUCCCUCUGUGCCAAGCCAUCUUAGACGACCGUCCACAGCUGUGAUCCAAUCAACCCCCCUGGCCAAAUCCUCGCAUCUGGCGCCGAUCCAUGCAUCACGUCCUUCCACCUCCGCUCUUGAGUCCAACCCCCCUCGGUUACCCCCUCAGGAGCCUCAGGAUUCAUGGCGGGUCUUCUUUUCAGCUAAACGUCAGAAAGCCAGGUCAUCAUCAGCUGCUGGAGGAAAGUUGACAAAGUUUGCCGGGAUAAGGAGGAUUUAUCCGAGCCAACCUCGCCAAGAGCCGUCGGCGCCAACAUUAAUGCUCGCACCUUCCGUCGAGACGCCGGAUUACGACGCAGCAUCCAUCCUUUCAGGAGCGGCCUCGCUCUUCUUCGAUUCUAGGCCGGGUACGCGGAUUGGUGAUUUUUCGCAGUCUCGUGACCGCCCCUCGACGUCUGCCAACAUGGCUGCGCCCAAGCGACAUGUUAGGCGCUCAUUGUCCAUCUCGAAUAUUCUCCCGAUAAAUGGUCCGCGGAGGCAUGGGCAGGACGAUAAGGGUCUAGACGGCGAAGGUGAGGGCGGCGACGCUUUGGUUGGCUUGUGUUCUACGGAUUUGGGUGUCACUAGGCGAUUUUCAGAACCUCUUGUUGAUUCCCCCUAUUUACUACUGCCCAGGCCGGCGUCGCCUAUGGGCGGGGGAGGAGAUCCGCUUCCUCCCAUACAAUCCCUAUCGGCGCUUGAGUUGGACAUGGAGGCUCUGCCUGCGACGAACACUGAUGGCCUUGAUGAUUAUCGCCUCGAAGCCUUGUCGCCCGUUGAUCCUGGUCAUGAGGCUGACACUGACGACGAUGAGGAGGAGGUGGAUUCUGAGCCCUUUCCCCGGGGCGGUAGACAUCAUCAACACAGAUUAUCGGUAAUCAGCGCUUCGGAGAGGGCAUCAACCCUCGUUGGGAGUGAGGACCUAGGUCAUUUUGAAGGCGAUGACUUUCAAAGUGAAACGGUUUUUGACUCCGUGAGGACUAGGGUUUCGGAACCGACCCCUGUUCGAUUGGAUGCCAUAUUUCAUUUGCCGCCUCCUGAACCCAGUGAACACCACUUGCCCAUGGGGUCCGCCAAAAGUGUUAUGUCUUCGGACAUUACCCCAACCAAAGGCAGCGACGUGCCUUCUCCUUCCACGCCCACUGUCCUCACGCCACAUUUCCAGCGGUCCAAUAUGUCCGACGAUGACGAUGACGGUUCUAGUAGUGAUUGGGAUCUUCCCUCAAAGUCUGUUGAUGAUGCUGGGGAAUUACGGGUUCCUGCUUCGAGUGGAUUGAGACCACUGAGCGGCAUUCAUCUUUCUUCACGCCUUGGUUUGAACCUCAACAAUGCGAGUAGUACCAGUUUCGGCACAGCAUUAGAGGGUCUAUCCAUCGAUAGCAGCAGCAUUAGAGAAACCUCAAGUAUACUUGAAUGGAGUGAGAGUAUCCCAAACAAUGGCACCCCGCCCAGCCUUUCGCGAAGAUCAAAGGCUAUCCAUGCAAAGGAGAGCCUGUUAUCGGGUAGUAGGGCUGGAAGAAGGGUGCCUAGUUUCCAUAUUCGCAGCCAGAGUGUACCCGUCGUCGGCGCUGUUCGGGCUGUUCCUUCGCCGAGUGAGAACUGGGAUGAUGAUUUCCUGGACGAUGAUGGUGAUGGUGGGUUUGGGUUUACGCGAAGGGAGAUGACCAUUCCACCAGAGAUUGAAGAACGACAGGCAAGCGUUAUUGGACAUCUUGGCUGUGUCCGGGAGUUUGCUCUGUUGGUCGAAGGUCCGAUUUCUGCCUUUUUUGUGCUUCUAUUUGAUGGCUGACUCAUGUAGAUCUCAAACGAUUGCGGGAUAUCGGAAACGCCUCUGGUCUUAGGACUGGGCCUAAUAAGCAUCUUUUGGAGGAGGCCGACGGGAUCAUUGCAUUGGCUACUCUUGAUGACGAGGAUACCCUUCCCUCCGUUCAACUCGAUAGGAGCCAAAACCGAUCCAGUUGGCAUACACCUUCCAGGAAUUCUGAGAUGACCCUUGAUGAUGAUUUCAAGUCUACCCCACGUAAUAGAAGACGCUCAUCUAUCCUGUUGCCGGACGAUGACGUGUUCGGUGGCGGCAACCUGCCAACUACCCCUUCAUUCCCUCACCUGAGGCAUGGGUUCCGCAGCCCUUCUGCUUCUUCCUCGCCUUCGCCGUUAUCCAAGAAGUCCAUCGAUAAGAACGACCCUGUGGAGGUUGCUAAAGGAAUCAUGGAACGGAUGCAGCUGCAGCAUUGGCAAAGGUCGGAUAGUCUCAUUGGGUCGGGAAAAUCGAAGGGUGCUUGGAAUGGAGGAAAGGUGCAGUUCGAUACGGAUAUGCUGAGGGAAUUGGUCGUUCACGUUGGGGGGUUGAAAAGGGAUUUGGCGGAGCUUGUGGAUUGUCUGGAUUCGCCUUCACUCAAGAAACACCCUCACUACCUCACCUCCGAUGUUGUCGAGUCACCCACUACCUUGGAAGCCGGCGAGUAUGGACUUGAGAUUGGUCCUGGAAUGAGUCCCUUUGACCAGGAGGGCUGUGGGAGCGGGUUGGAGAAGGUCAGGUCCAACAACGGGGUCGAUUUUAGACCCAUCGUCGGUGUCGUUUAGGGAUACCAUCGUGAUCGAGUUUCGGCACAUUCAUCGCUGCAUGUUUGGGGGCGCAAAUAAGAAAGCAUUGUGUUUGGGUUUGCAUUGGAGUGGGAAAAGAUAAAACCGCAUGCAUUCGAUGGAGGUUAUGUUUGGUUUGCACCUGCUUUUUAGCCCUUUGCAUUGUUUUUUGUUUUGCGUUUUUUUCUUUUUCUUUCUUUCCGUUGGACCUCAUCAUACAUAUAUAUUUCGCUAUAAAUGUGGGGUUGCGGGGGCGCGCGCACUGGUCACUUUGAAUACUUGCUCGAAUACUUGGACCUUUUGCUCUGGGUCCUGGCACCUGGAUGGAUGGAUGGACGGAUGGAUGGAAAUUUUUCGAAGGGGCCAUGGGAACUGGAACGCAAAUGGAAAUGGGAAAUGUGGGGGUUCGCUGCCGAAAAGGGGGAGGGCAAAGGGCGACGGCUUUGAUGAUAGGGUCUGGGAAGGGCUAAGGUUCAUCGAGUUCUGCUCGGCUCGUCAGGGAUUUUUAUUUUAUUUUCCACUUUUGCUCAUUGUUUUUUUUUUCUCUAUUCAUUCGUCUCUUUUUCUUUUUUCUUUCCUCAAAAAAACAUCAAUCAUGGAAACGGGGAGUUACGUUUAAUCGAGAUACUGGGUUUGCUUUUUUUUCCUUUUUUCCCAAGCGCUUUCACUUUUUUCCUUUUCUUUCAUUACUUUCGGUUCUUGUAUAUAUAUACCCUUGUGUCAUCUUUUUUUAAAACCUAUCCGGAGUGUCAAAAACAUCUUUGCUUGCUUGUUUCCUUCCUUCCUCUCAUUUCUUUCUACCAUAUAAAACCUCCACUACUCAUUAUAUUUCUCUUACGAAUUUCCUUUAUCCGCUCCUUCCCCCUUUCCUUACAACUUUCUUUUACGAAGAUUGAUAUGUGUCUGUUUUCCCGAACCUUGAAGGAGUGCGAUUGGUCCCCGUGUUGUGUAAUGGAUUUGGAUGAUUGGAUGAUGGUUGGGAUGGAUGGAUGGAGGAUGGUGGGGGUAGGGGCCAGAUGAAUGGAUGGGGAAAAGGUUCGGGAGCGGAUGGGUAUGAGUUAUGAGGGCAUGAUGUCUAUAGCAAUAAAGA
Messenger RNA from Tuber aestivum (summer truffle), 4215 nucleotides. NCBI's taxonomy places the organism in Eukaryota, Fungi, Ascomycota, Pezizomycetes, Pezizales, Tuberaceae. The record is from the annotation of a GenBank genome assembly.